Molecule: messenger RNA, 804 nt
Organism: Acaulospora morrowiae
Lineage: Eukaryota; Fungi; Glomeromycota; Glomeromycetes; Diversisporales; Acaulosporaceae
Source: the annotation of a GenBank genome assembly
AUGUCAGGCAAAAACAAAGAAUCAAACACCCAAAAAUCUUCCAUGGACAAGGGCAAAUCUUUGGCGAAUACAACGCCGUCUGCCACAAAGUUACUCUUGGAGGUUUUUGGCAGAACCACUGCAGCAACAGAAUUAUCUGGACUAAUGAGUAGAAUAGAUAACGGUUUGAAAGGUGGCUCCUCUUCCACACCAAAUGCUUCAUUUUUGCGUAUGCAAGAGUGGACGGAAAGCAACUCGCAACAAGCUGCUUUGCGAUCUCGCAAUACGGGACUUCGUAUUCCUCAGAAGGUUGAUGAUCUAGAGUGGAUCAACUGGGAGAAUUCUAUAGAUCCUUAUGAGGUUCACGGUUUCGCGGAAAUUCUCAAACCUCCACAAGAUACCACCUUUGAUAAUUCUUUCAUGGGGAAUUCACAUCAAUAUCAGGAAUCUGACGGUGAUGAGGUUUUGAAAUUUUUAGAUCUCAAUCUUUAUACCAGUGAAAUUUACGAUCCCGUUGACCACGACAAGGAAUUAUUUUCGCGUAGUUUACAAAUGAAUUUAGAAUCAGCUGCCUUGGAUGAUUUUCUGGACGCACCGGAUGUUGUGACAUAUCUCACGCAGACGAGGUACACGCUUGAUGUGUACGGACCCACUUUUUUGAAAAGUCUCAUCAAAGAGGCGAGGGAUGAGAUGACUAAUGGGAACAGCGCGAUCAAAGAUGAUACUGCAGAUGAGAAUCGUCAAAGAAUUGCGAUAGAAAGAUUAUCGAUGAUGAGAGAUCAUUUAAUACAAAUGCGAGAAAAUCUUAAGGAGCAAUUAAAAUGA